Messenger RNA from Pedinophyceae sp. YPF-701, 2802 nucleotides. Lineage: Eukaryota; Viridiplantae; Chlorophyta; Pedinophyceae. The record is from the annotation of a GenBank genome assembly.
AUGGACGCAGAGAAGAUGCUGCAGCCGCCGGAGAACGGCGUGCCCCCGCUCACGACGUUCCAGGCGCCGCGGUACAUCGAGAAGGUCAACAAGCUGCUCGGCCAGCUCGCCCAGGACCCGUCGUCUCCGCGUCCCCCGUGGGACGCAGAGAGCCUCCCGGGGCUCCUGCACUCCCUCGUCCGGUUCAUGGACCGACACCUCGGCGCCAAGGCCCCGCAGGAGGACCGCGUGAUCCCGAAGAUCGCCUGGUCGAACUUUCUCGACACAUCUGAGGGCGGGUCCGUCAUGCUCAUGGCACCCAUCCUCGCCAAGGCGCUCAGCCCGCCCCCGAACGGCGAGGGCCUCGACCUCGACAUGCCGCAGAACAAGGAGCGCGGCCUGAAUCUCGUCAAAGAGAUCCGCCAGCUUUUGAUCGAAAGACGCCGGAUCAGGGCCCAAGCGAUUGGCUUCGAGGCGCGCGUGCCCGCCAAGACGAAACGCGAGCUCGAGGAUAAGAUCCAGUACCUCGGCGCCGUCGUCGUCCCCGCCGGCAGCAAGGGCUGCUCGCACCUGCUCUGCCCCGAGCCGGACAACGCCAUCCCGCCCACGGGGGUCGCCACGCGCGAGACGCCGGGCGACGGAGAGGCGCGCAUCCACCACAAGGGCCUCCCGGACUCGUACGACCGCUGGGUGCCGGAGGACGUCGCGCCGCAGCGCGAGAACACGUCCUCGACCGGCCGGCUCCCGCUCAAGAUCCGUGUUUCGUGGGUGACACAAUCCUUCUAUUAUAACGAGUGGCUCAAUCCUCUGGACUUCCUGGUCGCCGACAUGGUCGUGCCGGAGCCCGCCGAGCCGCCGCGCGCCGCGGACGCCGCGAAGGACGCGCCGGGCGCCACCGCGGGGCAGGCCAAGGACGCCGCUGCACCGGGCGCUGUUGCAAAGGAGGCUCCCGUGCAGCAGCCGACGCAGGAGCUGCAGGACCUCGUGGGCGAGGCGCUGGCCGAGGUGGGAUACGCGGACCGGCCGACCAGGACGCGCCACGACGCGCCCUCCGUGCCGGAGGCUGCGCUGGUGGUCAGCCUGAGUCAGGGGCAGCAGCGGGGGGUGCCCGAGGGGAUCCUGCACCCGGUCCUGGCGGCGGGGCUCGCGACGGAGGUGCCGGCGGCGAAGCGGCGGCGAACGGACGCGCAGCCGGCGCCGGAUGCCGCGGGACGCCCCCUGCUGCCCAGCGGAGCGCAGCACCCCCUGGGGGAGGUCCGGGUGCGCGGGGGGGGGGUGUUUAUGGUCCCGGCGUUCGCGUCGUGGUACCGGCGGGGCGAGGUGUCUGAGAUCGAGCGGCAGGGCCUUCCGGAGUUCUUCAGCGGGCUGUCUGCGUCGAAGGACGAGCAGACAUAUAUACAACAUAGGGAUACGAUGAUUUCUAGAUAUAUCGAGGGCCUGCGCGCGGGGCGGCCGCUGAUAUCGUUCGCGGACGCCAAGGCGGGCCUCGAGGGCGACGACGGCGGCAAGCUUCGCGUUUUCCGCUUCCUGGAGCGCUGGUCUCUGAUCAACACCCCCCCGGCCAGCCCGAGCGGGGCCGCGCCGGUCGGGUGCUCGACGGCGGUCCCGCCGGUGCCGGAGCCGCGCGGGUACCCGCAGUCGCUCUCGACGAACGGGCUGGACGCGAUUCUGCGGCCGACGGGCCUCUCGAGCACGCAAGUUGUGGCGGCACUGACGUCAGCCGCGGGCGACCACGCCGCGGCCGCGAGCGGGCUCACGACGGUCCUCGCGGGUCCAGACAUCGAGCCCUUCCUCCGCGCGCCCGGGUACGUCGCUCCGGAGCGCCGGUGCGCGGCGACGGGCGCGAAGUGCGGCACCGUACGCUACCGCAGCACCAAGUACGCGGACUGCGACCUGACGCCCGGGGCGUACGAGACGGGCCUGUUCCCGACGGGCACGAGCUCGGCGGACUUCGUGCGCGUCGAGCGGCGCGCGGGGCGCGAGGUCGAGGAUGGGGAGGACGCCGACGGCGAGACGGCGGAGUGGUCGCACACCGAGAUCCUGCAGCUGCUGGAGGGCGUGGAGAAGUUCGGGGACGAUUGGGGGAGGGUCGCGGCGCACGUGGGGACGAAGAACAUGUUCGAGUGCGUCCACAAGUUCCUGCGACUGCCAAUUGAGGAAUUAGUAACUCACGAGGCGCUGCACCUGGUGACCGUGGAGACGGCGGCGGCGCGGCGGGCGGCGGUCGCGACGGGCGAGGACGGCGCGGCGGCCGCGGAGCCGCACGUGUCGGCGGCGGCCGAGGCCGCUGCGCGGGACCCGUUGUCGGCGCUGCCGUUUGCGUCGGCCCCCAACCCCGUGAUGGCGAUGGUGAACUUCCUCGCGCUGCUGAUCGGGCCGAAGAUCGCGGCGGCCGCCGCGGCGCGCGCGCUGGCGGUGCUGGCCGAGGAGGCGGAGGGCGCGGAGGCCAGCGGCGACGCUGGCGCAGUGGCCAAUGGCGGGAACGCGGCGGGCGGGGGUGCCGCCGGUGCGGCGCCGCGGAUCCCCCCGAAAGCGGAGGUGCGGGCGAUGGCGGCGGGGCUCGCGGCGGCGGCGGCGCGGGCGAAGAUGAUGGCGGACAGCGAGGAGAUUGAGAUGCGCAGACUGACGAUGCACGCGGCGGAGGGCGUGUGCAAGCGGGCCGAGCUCAAGGCGAAGAUCCUGGAGGACCUGGACGGGCUGGUGGCGGCGGAGGUGGACGCGCUGGCGCAGAAGCGUAGGGAGCUGCUCAAGGAGCGGGCCGCCGUGCAGGCCCAGAGCAAGCAGGGGCAGGGUGGUAGGCAGGCGGGGGCGCGGCAGACGUGA